GGACACGUGGUGCCACGGCAGCGGGUACGCAUCAGUCCCCGCGGCCCCUCGGCUUCUGCAGCCAGCCCGGCGGCCGGGGCUGCGGGCCAAGUGGGUAGACGGGCGGGAGACCAAAGGGCCGGCACCGUUAAGAGUCAAGAGCAGCCACCACAGCUGGUAAAGGCUCUGCCAGGUCAUCUCCACCAAGAAAUUUUCCACCUGCCUCAAUUCUUGGGAGCAUCAAUCACUGUUCAUUUGCUUGUGGCCUAGACUGGUUCCUGCUGCAGCAGGAAGUGUUUAAGAAGCUUUCUGCCAGGGUCUGAAGAUUGCCUCGGAAGCAAGUGCUCCCUUUUCCUGGUUCCUGGCAUCUGUUCUUCUGCUCAUCUUAUUUGUAGAUCACCUGGUUCCUGCUGACCUGCCUGAGCUUUUGGCCCUCUGUCUUGCCUUCCAGCUUUGGAAGCCACCAGUUCUUCUCUGCAUUCUUAUCUCUCACUCACCUGCUGUGUGCUCUGACCUUUCAUGCAAUCAUUAAAUUUUCCUUUUCUUCCUGGUUUCUGACUGACGGCAACAUCAUGACCUUUGACUCAUUUGUGUGUUUGAAUUCUGGAUUAAGCAAUAUGGUUGCUGUUUUGUCAUCUCAUCUGGAUCCCUCCCUCUGAAUUUGCCUUAGUUUUCCUGGUCUUAUAUGUAUGCAUUAUCAAAUUAAUCUACAGGUGUGGCUCUGACAUAUUUCUUUUGAACCAGGGUGCUAUGCAUCUCUCCUUAUAUUAUCACUUUGGAAACUGAGGUCCAGAGGUUUCUAAACUCCAUUGUUAUUUAUAGAUAUAUAAGCAAAAGAUACUGUAUAAAUCUAGAAGCAGUGUUUAAUCUAUCACAUACUAAACAGAUUCUAAAUCUUUGCAAAUGUUGGAUGAGUAAAAUAAAUAGUUACCAAAUUGAGUAAUAAGGAUACACUGAUCCAACUACAAAAUAGAUAAAGUGUUCUUUAAUUGCCUUACCUUUUAAAUCUUGGUUGUGCAUCAAAAUUAUCUUAGAACCUAAAGUGCAAUAGGGACAAUGCAGGUGCUUGGGCUCUUCCACAGAACUUCUGAACUCCUGAAUCAUAAUCUUGAAGUAGGCUCUUGACAUGUUUAUUUUCAACAGUUUUAAAAUUCAUUUCAAUGGACAUCAUAGGUUGAGUUGAACACUUCUGUACUAAUGAUUACUUUAAAUAUUCUACCUUUGAUGUGACAAUGAAUAUCUCAAAUGCUAGAGGAUUAAUCAAAGCCAAUAUUUAUUCAUUACUACCUGUAUGCAUGAUGCUAAGUCCUUGCAUCUAGUUCCUCAUUUAAUUAACCUUCAAGUCAACACCAGCUACAUAUUAUCCACAUAGAGGUUGAUUAAAUUUAAAGUUGAAAGAGGUUAAGGUACUAAAUAAAGGUUACACAGAUAAUUGCAGGAUAGAAAUAUAAAUCAAAGUCUUUUUUUUUGCUUAAACAUAAUGCUUUAUAACACAGCAAUAGCUCAAUAAUCAUGUCACUAUAAGCAGUUUAUUGUACCUCUAUCAUUUUACUAGUAGAGUUAGUAUGUGCAAAACAAAUCUGAUUAUCUUAUUACCCUGCUUGAGGAUUCCUACAGUUUCUUUAUUGCCAACAAGAUAGUUAAUUUUCCUUGUCAUGGUAUAAAAUAUCCCUUAUAACUCAUAUUGCAACUUCCUCUUCAGAUCUGUCUCCUUCAAUGUUUCCUCCACAGUCAUGCAGAAUUUCUCACCAUUAUUGUAAAAGCACCAAACUGAAACAAUGAAAUGCCAUUGUGUUGGGAUUUGAGGGUCUUUUGAGGAACACAUUAGUUCUUUCUUUAUCUGAAAGCAAUAGAAAAAAGUCAUAAAAGUGAAGGAUCAGCCAGUCGCAGUGGUGCAUGCCUGUAAUCCCAGGCACUUAGGAGGCCAGCCUGGGAAACUUAUUGAGACCCUGUCUCAAAAAAAAAAAAAAAAAGCAAAAAGAUAAAGAAAAAUAUUUUCCUGACCUUGAAUGCCUCCACCAUCAGCUCAGGUGUUGCUUUUUGGAAAUCUUUCUAAUUUCUAUUAAUCAGCAUAUCAUUCCCUCUCUACCCAAAGUCUUCAGUUCAUACCUCCUUUUGUUAUAUUUAUUCUACACAUAAAUACAAAUAUGUGUUUAUAUCUCUUUAACUUCUAAUGAUUGAGAUUUUCUGAGUCAGAAAAACUGUCUCAUCUGUUCCUGUUAUCCACAAAGUUAAGCAUGGCGCCUGAAAUGUUGUGUUAGUCCUCACAAGCCUUAAAAUUGCUCCUCCAAGGUUUGACAGCUGUUAGCUGCCUUGUCCCUAUAGAGACAGCCCAUAGUUAUUCAGAUGCUAUGUUUCAAAUUAGCACAGGGCCUGGUACACAGUGCUUGGAACAUCACACAAUAAAGUUUGAGUGAAUGAAUUAGUUUUAGCAGAUGAUAUCAUAUGAUGAUGUUUACAAAUACCAUUUGUUUCAGAGUGUUGGACUAAACUCACAGCAAAGGAUAUAUAUUUUAAGAAUGGAGAAAACAUGGUAAAAUCAAUGAAAUGUUACCACAGAACAAAUAGAAACACUGAAAUACCAAAUGAAAACUACUAAAUUGUAAAAGUCCCACAGUUUAUUCAGAGUCCAACAUUACUUCUGCAAUAGUACGACCAAACUACUACUUACUACUACUAUUACUACUACGAACAACAACAACCAUUAUUUACAGGACAAUUACUGUAUUCUAAGAAACACCUAUAUCAUCAAAACAACACUACAACACUACAAGGACCAAAUAAUUUCUGGAGCUCUAGGAAAUGGUAUUUCAAAAUUGUACAGAAUACCUUCUUCCCUGAAGAUCCCAGAACAUUAAGACAUCACUCUAUCAGAGGCAUACAUCAGCAUCAUUGGAAGAGUCCAGCCCCAUGGAGAGAAGCCAGGCAGAAGCCCCAAAGGCCAAACUCCUCUACCAGGAGGUGUGCUUGGCAGCUCAGCAACUUGACCUUUUCCUUCAAAAGGGAAAUGCCCACAAAGAGGUAUUCAAACCGCACAUCCUGGCCCUCAGAGAUAUAGUUCAGCAAGCUUGCAUUAAACUCAUGUUCUUAUACCCAGUGGCUUAUGGCAGAAAGGCAGAAGAGCUGUUAUGGAGGAAAAUGUACUCUGAUGUUGUCAUGCUGCUAAUGAAGGACAACAGAAAACACACGCACACUUUUAAACACUGGGAAGGCCCCUUGCAAGCUCACCUGAAAGGUGGCCUUAAAUUCUAUGAACAUCUCUUCCUGUUCCUCCAGGGUCACUAUGAACUGAGGUUACAGAGCUGUAUAGAUUGGCCUCACAGUGCCAUCCACUUGAUUGGCUAUAGGAAGGUAGGGCCCACGUCAGAGGAAGAGGUCACCUGGGCUCGAAUGGCCUGCCAUCGCUGCCUGCUCUAUUUGGGAGACUUGUUCCGAUAUCAGAAUGAGUUCCUAGACCUGGCCACUAAGGACUUGGCAGAGAGAUGUUAUUACAGAGCCCUGUCAGUGGCCCCGCGUAUGGGAAUGCCCUUCAACCAGCUGGGAGCUCUCAUGGGGAGCAAGUACUAUAAUGUUGAAGCCACAUACUUCUAUCAGUGCUGUCUCCACUCAGAAGUACCUUUUAAAGGGGCAGCUUGGAACCUCAAACAGCUCUAUGACCAUGCAGGGAAGAGGUACAGCAGUCUGAAGAGGUACCAGGGAAAGAGACUAUCUCGAAGCCAGAGGCAGUGUUGGGAUAACAAGAGGCUGCUGGUUAGCUUCCUCUAUCUUCAGAGCCUCCUGCAGCCUCAGAAGAAAUUCAGAGUGGCCAGGUUGAUAGCCCUGUGCCAGUUGGUUCUGGAAGACUUUCGUCUCUGUCUGUCUUAUCGGCUGAGUCCACCUAACCCGUGCCAGGUUUCCACACAGGGGAAGCCCCCCAAAGGCUAUCUGUUUCUCCCGGACCUCCUCAUCUUCCAAAUGGUGGUACUUUGCCUCAUGAAUGUGCAUGGCCUGAGGAAAACAGGCUCAAAGCAGCAUAAGCCAGCUGUCAUCUUCACCCUGACUCUCUUCUCUCAUCUCAUUCAACAUGUCAAUGCACGGAUCCAAGCUGAACUCCAGAAAGGGAAGCUCACUCCAGACCUGGCUGCCCCCAGGGCUGGAAACCAGGAAAAAGAGCCUGGGAAGGGUCAACAAGACUUUCCAACCCUGGGGCCCCACCACAGAAGAUCCCAGAAAAGCCAUCGGUGGUCAUGUGCUUGUAGUGAGGGUUACAGCUCUGAGGCUGGUUUUCAUUCCUGCUGUGACUCUGAUGAGACAGAAGAUGAGGAAAGCACCUCCUUGAGUUCACAGGUCCACUCUGAAACAGACAGUGAAACUUCUCAUUCGGAUAUAGCUGAUGAAGGAGGGAAUGGAUCCCUGUACUCAGAAGCAGUGCAGGAAAGGGAGACCAUAUCCAGAUACAAGACUGCCAGUCCCAGGCAUGAAACUCCCAGUAGUCUCCUCUGCCUCCUGAAAACAACUAUGCCUGCUAAGCUGCCAGCUCCAUUGAGCCAAAAGCUGCCAGGAGGACAUGGCUUGCACCUGGCCCCUGCCUUUAGUCGCAGUGCCCUGAAGCUUCAGUCUGAGCUAAGCCCUGCCUCUGGAAGUAGCUCUGGCUUUGAGGAGGAUAUGAGCAGCUUUCCUGAGACUGAGAGGCACACUGGUUCAGAUGUGGGGCAGAGUGCCUCCCUUGACCAGUCUUACACAAGUCUCCAGACCAUUCAAAAGAAAUUUAAGGUUCUCUCUGCAGAGGGACUGCUUCCCACCAUCAAGGUGAUCCUGGGCUGGCUCUGCACCAACCAUGCCCUCCUUGCCUCCCAUUGGCGGAGUUCUCUUAGCCUGUGGGACCACCUGUGUGUGCUGCUGAACCUGCUGCCCUCGGUGGGUGACCUUCAGCAACCAGACCUGGGCCUGUCCCACCAUCUCCAUGAUUUGCUGCAGAGCUGUACAGGCCCACACACCUCCAGAUUCCUGCAUCUCCCUGAGGACAUCGCCCUGUCUCAGCUCUGUCCAAUGCAGGCUUCCCUGGAGACAGUGGGAUUCGAGAAGGACCCACCUCCACUCAGUAACCAGGAUGAAGCUGCCCUGCGCAUCUGUUUCCUGAGAAGUUUUGGCCACUUUGCAACCAGACUCCCAGAACAGUUCCUGAGGUUCGACUCUAAGUUGGGUGUGUUUGUGAGCAGUACACCUGGAGGACCAGAAAAUCCAUCUCGGCAGCUUCCUGAGAGAACUUCCAGGAUCAGGUUUUCCAAAGACAUAGUCCAGCUCUGGCUUCAGCGUGAAGUGGUGCUUCUGGAGAAGACCCUCAGGGGCCCCCAGACUCGGUCAGCUUUGACCUCUUACCUAUUUCCUGAUCCUAGGGCUCUGUGUGAGCAUCUUCCAGUUAUCCAGCAGCUUGCCACAAGUGGUCAGUUUUUCCUCAUCAUACCAAAAAUUGUGGUUGACACACUGUAUGUCCUGAGAAAGGAAGAUCGAAAGGUCUUGGCAGCCAUCACCUUCCUAGAAGGUGAACUGAAGAGAGGGAACCAGAACAUUCUGUGCCAGUCCUUUGUGUCUGAGAGGUUGUUGAGGCCCAGGAUGAUCAGGCCAGAUUCUGAUGCCUGGGACCUCUUUAAUAUUCUCGACUUCUGCAAAAGUCUGCUGGAUUCAUCCAGGCCAGGGACACCUGAUCCCAGCAGCAUGGUGACUAUCAUCACUGGCAUCUGUUUGGACAACCCGAGGAAUUUCUCGUACCCCCUGCAGCUGGUGCUGGGGACAGCAACCGAAGCGGGUGUGGAAAUCAAGAACAUCCUGCACUUCUACAGAGAGUGGAAGGCUAUCAGCUGACAUGGCCAUCUCUCUCUCCUUCCUCCUCCUUCAGCAUUUAUGGAUCAUAAUUCCAUGUGUUUCUCUCCUGUAAGCACCUAAUGUUAAGGUAGAUAUUGUGUGAGUGGAUAUCUGUGUCUACCCCUAGUUAGAGGUUUAGUUUACUAGCUUCCAGAGGCCUUCUUAUUUCUGUUUUUUUUUUUUGUCAUCUUGGCUUGAUACUAUGUUCUCUUUCUGAAAAUAUCAAGAUUGCCUCAGCGCUUAGUGUUCUUAGGGUAAGGCAGCAGCUUCAGGUCUUGCUCCCAAGAGCACACUUAGCUCUGUGAACGUUCUAAUUUGCUUAGCUUUGUAUUGUGACUUGGAACUUUUAAUGUUGUUUUUAUGAUGGAACUGUGCCUUUGAUUGUAGGUAGGCCUCUGUCAUCUCUGAAAACUCAAUAAAUAUAAAACUAAAAUUCA
Molecule: messenger RNA, 6257 nt
Organism: Ictidomys tridecemlineatus (thirteen-lined ground squirrel)
Lineage: Eukaryota; Metazoa; Chordata; Mammalia; Rodentia; Sciuridae
Source: RefSeq, a predicted model, not a curated record